Messenger RNA from Passer montanus (Eurasian tree sparrow), 504 nucleotides. Its product is annotated as mediator of RNA polymerase II transcription subunit 25-like. Gene Ontology annotation, cellular component: transcription regulator complex; mediator complex. The transcript has 3 exons. Bases 13 to 504 code for a protein of 163 amino acids. Lineage: Eukaryota; Metazoa; Chordata; Aves; Passeriformes; Passeridae. The record is from RefSeq and is a predicted model, not a curated record. Gene Ontology annotation, biological process: positive regulation of transcription by RNA polymerase II.
UUAUGACAUUUUAUGACAUUUUGUUGCCAUUCCCCGAUCCAGGCUGGCUGCGUGCACUUCCCACACACGGCCCCGUGUGAGGUGCGGGUUUUGAUGCUGCUCUACUCGUCCAAAAAGAAAAUUUUCAUGGGUUUGAUCCCCAACGACCAGAGCGGCUUCGUCAACGGCAUCCGCCAGGUCAUCACCAACCACAAGCAGGUGCAGCAGCACAAGAUGGACCAGCAGCGAGGGCUGGGGGGCUCAGCCCCUGUUCCUGGGGCUCCCCCAUUCCUGCCCAAGCAGCCGGGGACCCUCCCCGUGACCUCGGGGGUGCAGCCACAGGUGAGCCCAGGCCUGGCGCAGGUCGGGAUCAUGGAGGAGCAGCAGCGGCAGCAGAGCCUGGUCUGGGAGAUUUUUGGGGGUUUUGGGACAUUUUUGGGGGUCCUAGAGGGGCUUGAGGGCUCCUGGAUGGGUUGGGGGGUGGGAUUGGAGGAAUCUUGGGGUGAUUCAGGAGGUCCUGGAUGA